This is a messenger RNA of Mytilus californianus (California mussel), 1542 nucleotides long. RefSeq names its product inosine-uridine preferring nucleoside hydrolase-like. The record is from RefSeq and is a predicted model, not a curated record. Bases 11 to 946 code for a protein of 311 amino acids. Lineage: Eukaryota; Metazoa; Mollusca; Bivalvia; Mytilida; Mytilidae. The transcript has 5 exons. Gene Ontology annotation, molecular function: hydrolase activity, hydrolyzing N-glycosyl compounds.
AACUUAAAAGAUGGCGACGAAACUGAUUAUAGACGUUGACACUGGCGUUGAUGAUUCAGAAGCAAUCAUGCUUGCUCUUUCAAGAUCUAACGUAGAGAUUUUGGCCAUCACGUGUGUAAAUGGUAAUGUUGCUAUUGACAACGUAUGUAAAAAUACUCUGAGAGUUCUGAAAGUUUGUGGUCGACUAGAUGUUCCGGUUUAUAAGGGAGCGUGUAGGUCAAUGGUAGGCACCAAAAAGCACGCAGAGGCACAUGGCGAUGACGGACAAGGUGACGUGAUGAACCCGGAACCUGUUGACAUGUCUCUAAUGCAACCAGAACAUGCAGUGAAUGCUAUCUUGAGAAUUACUGAUGAGAACCCUGGUGAAAUAACCCUGAUAGCUCUGGCGCCGUUAACAAAUGUUGCUUUGGCUUUACGUCUUGAUCCAGAUUUUGGCAGAAAAUUAAAAGAAGUAUUUAUAAUGGGAGGAAACAUUGAAGGGAGAGGAAACAAGAAUUUAGGUGCAGAAUUUAAUUUCUACGCGGACCCGGAAGCAGCAUAUAUCACAUUACAUGAGCUGAAGUGUCCAACAAACCUGUUGUCUUUGGAAGCAGCGGAGGCAAAUGGAAUAGAAUGGGAAUGGUAUGAUAGAUGGGUGAAUAUGGAUACUAGAAAGAGCCGAUUUAUCAAAGCCUUCUCCCGUAAGACAGCAGAAUUUAACAGAACACUGCUAAAGCACCCAAAAUAUUCACCAUACGAUCUACUAACAAUGGCAACUGCUAUUGACCAAACAGUUAUAACAGAGUCUGUGGACGAAUGGUGUACCGUUGAGAUUGGAGGCAAUCAUACAAGAGGUCAACUUGUUGUUGAUUGGGAAAAUAAAAUGGGAAAUAAGCUGAAUGUAAGAAUUAUCAAAAAAGUCAACACAGAUAAGACAAAAGCAUAUUUUAUGUCCAUGGCUAUGUAAGGAAUAUCAUAGAUAUAUACAUAUCGUAUAUAUUUCUUGAGAGAAAUGCCUCACAGAUGAACAUGAGAUCAGUUUUUGUACGUUUGACUCUGACUAACCUAUAGUAACAAACAAAUGCCGUUUUUUGUAUAUAUUAGGAAAACACUUACUUUAAGUAGAGCAUGAAUAGUGAAUACUUGUCGAAAUGAAACUGCGCAAUAGUUUCGAAAAUUGAAAUUCCUAAUCUAUAAUGACAAAACUUUUUUUUUUCAUGUGACACCGAAAACGGACUUAAUAUGACCUUAAACCUUAAAUCUAAUUAUAUGACAUUGUGCUUAAGUUUUUGUCUGAAGAUGUACCUUUUUUCCUUUUUCAAAUAGCAUAAUGGACCUGAUCUUUUCAUAAAUAUGAUGUAUCGUUUAUGGUGUUGUUAAACUCGUAAUAUAAAUGCCAAGGAUUGUUUUUGAAAUAUGUUGUAUAUUGGAAUAUAGUUUCCAGACAUGAAAUUUAAAAUGUAAGUGAUAUUUAUUUUGUGAUGUCAUCUUAUGAUUGUUAGUAGAUAGACAGGGUUCAUAUUGAUGUAAUAGAUUCUAAACUCAAUAAAAUCUCUCUCUCUC